AAGGAAACCUGGAAGAAGGUGGGUGGGUGAACAUUUGGACUGCUGCUGCGCUACUACUACGGUGUCCAAGGUCCGUCGGUCACAUUGUUGGGCCGCAAGAUGUCCUGAAUAAAUCCGCCCUGUGUGCCGCCAACCUUCGCCACCAAAGCUCCGCGAUCUGACCCCCCCCCCCUUCGCAACCACCACGAUGCUCGAGAAGCAACUGCAGGCGAGCCUGGACAGGCGGCAGCAGAGGGGCACCCUGCGAAGGCUCACGACUUUCCAGACGCGAGGCCCGACCGCACUGUCCGACUUUUCGUCGAAUGACUACUUGAGCCUCGCUCGGCAUGUGGGCGUGCGAGGGGCAUUCACCAAGCGCAUGGAGAGCCUCGAUGAACCAUUGCUUGGCAGCACAGGAAGCCGGCUUCUGGACGGCAAUUCUCCAGAACACGAAGGGCUCGAGCGGAGGCUGGCCGCCCACAUGGGUGCAUCGACGGCGUUGCUCUUCAACUCGGGCUACGAUGCCAACAGCUCGCUCCUUGCCGUGCUGCCUCAGCCCGACGACUGGAUCAUCUACGACGAGCUCGUCCACGCUAGCGUCCACGACGGCAUGCGAGCGAGCCGCACCAGAAAAGAGAGGCGCAUCUCGCUGCCCCACAACGACAUGGACCACCUUCGCCACCUCCUUGCGAGCGGGGCCAUCAGCAUCGAGUCCGAGGACGUCAACGUCUUCGUGGCCGUCGAGUCCGUUUACUCGAUGGACGGUGACCUCUGCCCGCUGCAGGACCUCGUCGACGUCGUCGAUGCGCACUUGAAUCGUUCGCAGAGAUGCGUCAUUGUGGAUGAGGCCCAUGGCGUGGGCAUGUACGGCCGUCAGGGCGCUGGGCUCUGCAACGAGCUGGACAUCUCGCAGCGUAUUGAUGUGCGGCUGGCGACUUUCGGCAAGGCCAUCGGGACUUCCGGAGCGGCCGUUCUUUGCUCGCACAUCGUGCGCCAAUUCCUUAUCAACUAUGCACGCCCGCUCGUCUUCUCCACUGCUCUGCCCUAUCCCAUUUUACAUGCUGUGCAUGCCGCCCUCGACAUUCUAGAAGUACCGCGGAGCAGAGAGGAGCUCGUCGACAGGACGUUUGACAACACUCAGCGCCUCCUCAACGGCUUCGAGGCUCUCGCUGCGCAGCGUGAUUCGACCUACCAUGUGCAGCUUCCUGUCGACAUUGUCAAUGCGCAAGCGGUUCGACGCAGAGCAACCAACCAUGUGCCGCGUCCUUCGCCCAUUGUGCCCCUGCUGACGCCCCGCGCAAGGGAGCUGGCGGCCCACCUCGUCGAGCAUGGCUUUCUCGUCCGUCCAAUCUGUUACCCAACGGUGCCAAAAGGCAAGGAGCGCGUCCGCAUCUGCGUCCACGCCCACAAUUCAGCCGCGGAGGUCCAAGGGCUGGUCGAUUGCGUGGCGAAAUGGCUCUGGCUCGCUUCUCCGACCACGGAACAACCUCGGUCUUUGCCUCGACAAAGUGAGCACUCUUCGAUGGCCGCUGCCUCUGCUUCGCCGCUCCGCACCAAGCUGUAGAGUAAAGAUGAGAGGAGAGUGGAAAUCCUCGUCUUGACUAAGUCGUGAUUUAGCAUCACCACCAUGUACAACAAUACAUUAAGGCUCGAUCAUCCCUCCUCUUCACCCCAACUUCUCAUGAGAAGGGAUCUUAAAGUACAAAUAACCACUACUAUAGCACACUCGAAAUCAGAAACACAUCUAAUAGCAAACUACUGUUCCCCUUGCCCUGCCUCUGGCUCAUCU
Acaromyces ingoldii is the source of this 1768-nucleotide messenger RNA. Its product is annotated as PLP-dependent transferase. Gene Ontology annotation, biological process: biosynthetic process. Gene Ontology annotation, molecular function: transferase activity; pyridoxal phosphate binding. NCBI's taxonomy places the organism in Eukaryota, Fungi, Basidiomycota, Exobasidiomycetes, Exobasidiales, Cryptobasidiaceae. The transcript has 4 exons. Bases 188 to 1543 code for a protein of 451 amino acids. The record is from RefSeq and is a predicted model, not a curated record.